CCAUGGAGUUUGGCACACAAGCAACAACACAAGAGAAAUGGGAGUAACGAAACUGGCGCAAGUAGGACCAUGGGGAAGCGGGGGAGGAGAGUAUCCCUACGAAUUCAUACCAAACGGUAGGAUCACCAAAAUCCACAUAAAAACCGGAGGCUCAGGUGGUUGCAUCGAUUCCAUAACAUUUGCCUACAUCGAUGCAUGCAGUGGUCAGGAAUGUUGGUCCAAAACUUAUGGUGGCGAGGGUGGUCACCUUUCUCAAUAUAUGUAUAUUGAGGAAGGCGAGGAGUUUUUAGAACUGAGUGGAACAGUCGGACGUUACGGUGGUUGGACGGUGAUUACUUCAUUGUGUUUCAAGACGAACAAGAAAAAGUGUGAGUUUGGUUCGGUGAGUGAUAAUAAAUUCUCCCUGCCUGUGAAAACAAACACCGCUAAGAUUGUAGGCUUCCAUGGAAGGUACGGGGGUUAUCUUGACUCGAUUGGUGCCGUCCUCCAGCCCAAAUGAUACCCUUAUAUGCUGGUGUAGCAGCAGCCAUGUGCAUGCAUGCAUGGUUAAUUAACACUUUGUGGAAUAAUUAAUUAGAGAGGCUUCGGGAACAAAUGAAGUCCAUAAUGAUAUGUAGUAGCCAUAAACCAUCCUUGUAUUGCACUUGUUAUCUUAAGCUAUAUAUGUAAUAAACGUAUGUUCGAUGGUUUGUGUUU
Molecule: messenger RNA, 696 nt
Organism: Lactuca virosa
Lineage: Eukaryota; Viridiplantae; Streptophyta; Magnoliopsida; Asterales; Asteraceae
Source: the annotation of a GenBank genome assembly